Molecule: messenger RNA, 3115 nt
Organism: Eleginops maclovinus (Patagonian blennie)
Lineage: Eukaryota; Metazoa; Chordata; Actinopteri; Perciformes; Eleginopidae
Gene: ftr86
Product: finTRIM family, member 86
Exons: 11
Coding region: 679-2532 (617 amino acids)
Molecular function (GO): zinc ion binding; protein binding
Source: RefSeq, a predicted model, not a curated record
UCACUGCGCUCUGGUGACGCGCAGUCCUUUCACAAUAGUUCCUACAACUCUUACCCUGGUUCGUAAAUCUUAUGAAUAGGACAGAGAGGUUGAGAUAGAAUACUCAUAUUAUGUACUGAUGAAGUCACCAGGGGAAUUUCCCAUUGCAAAUGUACGUCACUGCCCAGGUCCUCACAGGUGAAACAACUUCUUAAUUGAACUCCACAAUAAUGCGGCCUGGACUAACACGAUGUUCAAAAUAUUUAUUUUAAGAAGGCCUAACAUCACUAUCUGGCUUAAUUUCAUAACAUUAGGUCUACACAAUUUCUAACUGUAUUUGUUCAGAGUGAUUGACACUAAAUUGGCAUUUAGCAGUUCAUGGGGCCAUACCAUUCCUCAUCUGACAAACUAGGAAGCCAUGACAUAAACAUGAGAAACACCUCACCAGACCUGUUUUACCAGCUCAACCUUGAGUCCUUGCAUAUGCUCUUAAGCAGCAUUGGUUUCAUGUGAACUGGCAUUUCAGCUUUGCCCUCUUUGAGAGUUGUUGCUUUAACUAAAAUCACUUGCAUUAUUUAUAGUUGUUACCUCAUUUUCUAGUUCUGUAACCUAUUUAAACAGGGGAUCUUGUGGUUUUUCUAAACGUCAAGGUUGAUCUCGAAGAAAUCCAGGUUAUUUUUCUACAUUCCACCCGGGACCAUGGCCUCAGCAUGGUCUGAAGAAGAGACCUUUGUCUGCUCAGUGUGCCUGGACACCCUGAAGGACCCAGCCACUCUACCCUGUGGACAUUCAUACUGCUUGGCUUGUAUCCAGAGGCACUGGGACAAGGGAUACAGCAAAAGUCAGUACAGCUGCCCCCAGUGUAGGCAGGUGUUUAACCCUCGACCCUCGCUGUCUAAGAGCACUGUGCUAGUGGAGGCUAUGGAGAAACUGAGAACCAACAGCAUCAGGCAAAGCUCCUCCAAAGCUGUCUCCUCUGCCCCGCCAUCCAUGCCUAUCUACCUGGAGGUCCUACCAGGUAUAGGGCCGCGCCCGGGCAGCAUGUACCCUCAGCUUCCAACUGUGGAGGCCAGGUCCUGCCCUCAACACAAACGACCCCUGGAGUUUUUUUGCCACGAGGACAAGGAGAGCGUGUGUGAGGUGUGUUGCCAGCAUGGACACGAGGGACAUCGUGUGGUCAAACCACAGGAAGAGAGGAGGGAGAGACAGAAAGAGGUUGUCAAGAUCCAAGUGGAAAUACAGAAGAGAAUCCAGGAGACGGAAAAGAGGCUUAUAGAGCUCCCACAUGCUGCCCGCCAACACAAAGCCUUGGUGCAGGCUAUAAAUCAAGAGGGCACAGAUUUGUUCUCAGAGCUUGUCAAGACUGUGAAUCAAACAGGCAUCCAGGUUGGUGAGGCCCUAAGCACCCAUGAGACCUCCUUAGGCAGCCGGGUCGAAGGACAGAUCCACAGACUGGAGCAGGAGGUGGCACCACUGCGCUGGAAGAAUGAGGAGCUGAUCAGGCUGAAGGACAUGCAGGACGACAUCUGCUUCUUGAAAAAUUUCUUCGUCAUGGAGCCUCUGGGUCAGACAGGUGCAAUAGGAGAGUCAAUCCUGAGUCAGGAGGAAGUUGUGAUAGCCUCUGUUCGUUCUAUCAUGAAAGAACUACAGGAGUCGAUACAGGACCUCUGCAAGGUCAGUCUUGGCAAGGUCAUCACAUUAGUGAAUCCUGAUGCAGUGGCCUCAACAUCCAAUGAUGCCUCAGCAGCAUCAACAGCGGCAUCAGCAUCAGCAUCAGCAGCAGCUGGCAGUGGUCAGGCAACCCCACAAACUCUAGUGUAUGGAAUGAUGACAGACACUGCUCCUUUACCACCUCCACGACCUCAGUGGCAUGAGGAUUCAUUAAAAGGUCCUGCAUGUGCUGAAGCUUCAGCCCCACCUUCACCCUUCCCUCCUCCCCAACCUCAGGCACCUCCUGUAACAACCGUUGGACUUGUUAACCCAGAUCCAAAAACAAGAGAAGAAUUACUGAAAUUUCGCUUUGAGCCCACAAUGGACGCCAACACUGUGUAUCGCCACAUGCAGCUGUCAGAUGGAAGUCAUAAGGCCACGAUGCGUGCUGAGAACCUGAACCUACCGGAGCAUCCCGAGCGCUUCCUCUUCUGGAGGCAGGUUCUCUGCAGAGAGGCUCUGGCAGGGAGCCCUUACUACUGGGAGGUGGAGUGGACUGGCAAGAAGAUAACCAUAGGCGUGGCAUACAAGGAGAUGGAUCGUACCUCUUCUGAUGACAGCAGCCGUUUUGGCCACAACGCUCUGUCUUGGAGCUUGUACUGGUCUGGGACCGGCUUCUCUUUCUGGCACAAUGGUCAGGAAAAGCUGCUGGGCUCUCCUAAGGCCCGGCGGAUUGGCGUAUAUCUGGACCAUCAAGCAGGGAUUCUGGCCUUCUACCGCAUCUCCAACAACAAGGCUGAUCUCAUCCACAAACACCAGAGCCAGUUCACAGGCCCGCUGUACCCAGGGUUCAGGUUCUGGACCGGAGUGGGAGCUGCAGUGACUAUUUGCCAAUUGGAUUGAGAUUUAUAUGACAAAUGUGCUCUCAGUUUUUCAUAUAACCUGCUUGUCUGUUUGGGAAAUUGUAAUAAGGAAGAAGAAGCAACAGCUUUAUUGAUGUGAUUGAUUUAUAAGUAAAUAAAAGAACACAAAACACACAUUCCCUCAAUAUGUCCUUAUUAAAACAGAAUUUGGGGAUAGCUUAACUGAGUAGUUUGAGUAGCCCUCAGUAUUGGUUUGAAUAGUAUAUAGGCACCUUCUAAGGUGCAUUAAGCAACCAGAGUGAUGAUGACCUUAUCUUAUCGCAGCAAUGGUGACCUGGAUGCUUUUAAACUCCCCUUUUAUUCGUACGAUAUUUAUUUAACCUCCAUUGUCUUCCCUUUCCAUUCUUGUGCCACAGUAAAGGUUGAUAUUUGUUGUCAUAAUUGCCAUCCAAUCAAAUAUCUAUUUUGACUCAAAUAUUCACCACCUCACUCAUUGCUCUUAGGAGGAAACUCUUUUGUGUGUCUUCUUCUCUUGACCUAACACUCACAAGAAUAGCCUGGCUUUGUGCUAGUCAGGAAAUUCAACCCUAUUCACAGGAAGACAAUAAAAGUCUCAUGUUACA